CCGCCCCUUUCCUCGCCCACCAAUCCCCGCCUCGCCUGGGGGCGCGCUCAGUGACGUCAUCGCGGCAACCCGGAAGCGAGCACUUCCGGGUGCGGCAGCUCCUGCCAUGGACUUGGUGGCCGGGCUGGUGGCCCUGGUGGCCCUGGUGGCCCUGACCCUGCUGGUGGUGGCCCAGCGGCUCGGGCUCCUCUACCGCAUCUUCCACAAGGUGGACACGACGAGUCCCCGUCACGGUGGGGAGCUGGUGGCCGAGGUGCUGCGGGCCCAUGGCGUGCAGUUCCUCUUCACGCUGCCCGGUGGCCACAUCUCGCCCGUGCUGGUGGCCUGCGAGAAGAUCGGCAUCCGCGUGGUGGACACGCGCCACGAGGCCACCGCCGUCUUCGCCGCCGACGCCGUCUCGCGGCUCUCGGGCCGCAUCGGCGUGGCGGCGGUGACGGCGGGCCCGGGUGUCACCAACGCGGUGACGGCGGUGAAGAACGCCCAGAUGGCCGAGUCGCCGCUGCUGCUGCUGGCCGGGGCCGCCGCCCGCCUGCAGAAGGGCCGCGGGGCUCUCCAGGACAUCCCGCAGCUGCCGCUGUUCCGGCCCAUCUGCAAAUCCGCCCUUUCCGUGGCCGCCGUGCGCGACAUCGUCCCCGUCCUGCGCCGCGCCAUCGCCACCGCCAUGGGCGGCACGCCGGGCCCCGUGUUCGUGGAGCUGCCCAUCGAUGUCCUCUACCCCUUCCACGUGGUGCAGAAGGAGCUCGGGGGCUCCCAGACCCCGCGGGGGCUGCGGGGGAAGCUCGUCCAGUGGUACCUGCGGCAGUACGUGGCCGAUCUCUUCGCCGGCGCCUGGGAACCGCGGGAGCUGCAGCCGCUGCCCCUCAGCGUGCCCAGAGCCACCCCAAAGGAGAUCCAGCUGUGCUCGGAGCUGCUGAGCCGCGCCCGCCGGCCGCUGCUGCUGCUCGGCAGUCAGACGCUGCUGCCCCCGACACCCACCGAGGAGCUGCGCUCGGCGCUGCAGUCCCUGGGGGUCCCGUGUUACCUGGGGGGGGCGGCGCGGGGGCUGCUGCCCCCCGACUCUCCGCUGCUGUUCCGGCACAACCGGCGCCGGGCGCUGCGCGAGGCCGACCUGGUGCUGCUGGCAGGUGCCGUCUGUGAUUUCCGCCUCUCCUACGGGCGCCUCUUCGGCCGCGGCGCCGCCGUGGUGGCCGUGAACCGGGACCGGGAGCAGCUGCUGAGGAACGCCGACGUCUUCUGGAAACCGCGGCUGGCCGUGCAGGGUGACCCCGCGGCCCUGCUGGUGGCGCUGUCCCGGAGCCUCCCGGGGCUCGGCUGCCCCCGAGAGUGGCGGGAGAGGCUGAGAGAGGCGGAGACGGAGCGGGAGAGAGAAAUCCGUGCCAUGGCCGCGGUGUCCCCGCAGUGUCACCUGAACCCGCUGUCCCUGCUGCUGGCCCUGGACCGGCUCCUGUCCCCUCAGACUCUCCUGGUGGCCGAUGGCGGUGACUUCGUGGCCACAGCGGCGUACAGCGUCCGGCCCCGGCAGCCGCGGGCAUGGCUGGACCCCGGUCCCUUUGGCACUCUGGGCGUGGGCGGAGGAUUCGCGCUCGGGGCCAAACUCUGCCGGCCCGAGGCUGAGGUGUGGAUCCUGUACGGGGACGGUUCCCUCGGCUUCAGCCUGAUGGAGUUCGACACCUUCGUGCGCCACAAGGUCCCGGUGAUCGCGCUGGUCGGGAACGACGCCGGUUGGACCCAAAUCAGCCGCGAGCAGCUCCCCCUGCUGGGCAGCGCCGUGGGCUGCGGGCUGGCCUACAGCGAUUACCACGCGGUGGCGACGGCGUUGGGCGGCCGCGGCUUCGUCCUGGACAGCGCCGGGGACACCCGAGGGGACAUUGGGGACAUUGGGGACACCCGAGGGGACACCGGGGACAGCGAGGACAGGGUGGUGGCCGUGCUGAGGGCGGCCAUGGCCGAGUGCCACCGCGGUCACCCCGUCCUGGUCAACGCCCUCCUGGGCCCGAGUGACUUCCGGCAGGGAUCGGUGUCCGUGUGACACCGGGGACAGCGGGGGACACCCACCGAGGGACACCGGGGGACACCGGAGUGUCACCAAGGGUCACUGAGGGUCACCGAGGGUCAAAGAGGGUCACCAAAUGUCACCAGAGUGUCGCAAAACGUCAUUGAGUGUCAUCGAGUGUCACUGAGUGUCCCCAAGGGUCACCAAAGACCCCCAAGGGUCACCAAAUAUCAUUGAAGUGUCACCGAGGGUCCCCAAAUGUCACCUGGGGCCACCAAGGGUCACCAGAGUGUCACCAAACGUCAUGGAGUGUCACCAAAUGCCA
This is a messenger RNA of Taeniopygia guttata (zebra finch), 2318 nucleotides long. The record is from RefSeq and is a predicted model, not a curated record. NCBI's taxonomy places the organism in Eukaryota, Metazoa, Chordata, Aves, Passeriformes, Estrildidae.